CUGAGGGGAAAGCCGCCGGUAGAAACUUUGGCUCUGCUCUGUGCUGAUGGUCUCGUGUUGUGGUUGGUGUUGAAGUUUCGUCCUGUGACAGCACAUAUUCGACGGAUCCCAUGAACCAUGAUUGAUCCAGUAGAAAAUGACCUGUUUGACAUCCCAGAUUAUGAGCAAAUACAGGACGAGAGAUUCCCUCCUCUCCCUCCUCCAUCGUCACCUGGUCGGGGAGACAUCGAGGAGGAUCCAUUUGGCGAUGGAGAGGGUCAGGAGGAAGGAGAAGUGUCAAAACUAGCAGAAGUGCCAGUGGCAAAAAGACGAACAGCGAGGCCUCGGCCUAAACUGGAUGCAAACAGGUUGAUUUCUGAGAAGGGUCUUCCAGCUUUGCGUACUUUAUUUGAUGAUGUUAAGUUCAAAGGCAAAGGGCAUGAGGCAGAGAACCUGAAGCUCCUCUUGCAGAAAAUGGAGAACUGGGCCCAUCGCCUAUAUCCUAAAAUGCAGUUUGAUGAGUUUGUUGAUAAAGUGGAGAGUCUAGGAAAUAAGAAGGAAGUUCAGACAUGUCUAAAACGAAUUCGAUUGGACAUGCCAAUAACACAUGAUGACUACACUGAUGAGCCUGAGGUUCGAGUACAAGAAGAGUCUGAUCCAAUUGUAGAUGAAGGUUUCCCUGAAGAUCCAUUUGUCCAUUCUACUCCUGCUCCACCCUCUCUCACUGAGGAACAGCAGCGGCGCAUAGAGCUCAACAAACAGCUGGCUCUGGAGAGAAGACUUGCGAAACAGAAACAGCUAGAAUCCUCUCAGAAUUCCAUCCAGGUGGAUGCAGAUGAACCAUCAACCAGUUCUUCAGGACAGUACCUCAGUCAAGAGAAUCAGGGGAUUUUUGAUCAGAGCACCUCAGCCCAAACACCACUCAAACAAAAGCCAGCUGCUCUUCAGAAUUCCCCUUUAUAUGAUAAUGAGCGUGCUAGUCCUGUUCCAAAUGGCAUAGUUGAUGAUGAUGAUGAGGAUUGAACCAGUUCUCCCUGUUUGUACCGAAAGGACUAUGAAUAAAUUGAUUAGUGUUUUUGGGAUAGGCAACUGCAGUCAGUUGGGGUUUUUCCAUGUUCAACCUUAUAAAUCAUAACCCAGUCAUAUGCCAAACCCUUUUUUUACAGCUCAUAGGCAUGUUUUGUUAUGCCAACCCAGAGCUUGAUUACCAAUGGUCUUAUACACACAUUAAUCUAGUUCAGCUUGCUUGCAUUUUGUCAUAUCAUCUUUUAUCCUCUGUGAGGAUAUAAAAAUAUAUUUGCUCAUAUUCAAACUUUCCAGUCAUUUUUUUCUCAGGUUCACAGCAAGUUCAAUGUAAACCUGAGAAUAAAUCACCACUUUCUUGUAUUGUUGGCUGGAGUUUAUUAUAAUGUCCUAAUGUAAGCGCACAAUACUACAGGACAAAAAAAGCUUUCUGAGGUUGACCCUUUCUGUUUUUUGAAAAUUAUGCCAGUUUUUCAUCACCUUCUAAUGUUACUGUCCGUUACGUUUAUCCCUGUUCUCUUAUUUCAGUGUACGUUUUUCUGAAUAAAAAUGUUGAUGA
Molecule: messenger RNA, 1561 nt
Organism: Labeo rohita (rohu)
Lineage: Eukaryota; Metazoa; Chordata; Actinopteri; Cypriniformes; Cyprinidae
Gene: tipin
Product: timeless interacting protein
Exons: 8
Coding region: 118-1002 (294 amino acids)
Biological process (GO): DNA replication checkpoint signaling; DNA damage response; replication fork arrest
Cellular component (GO): nucleus; replication fork protection complex
Molecular function (GO): DNA binding
Source: RefSeq, a predicted model, not a curated record